AUGGGGAAUGCGCUAGCUCGAGUCAUUUUCAGGCAGCCGGAGAAUCCACGUGGCCCUCCUCAGAACUCGGGGCUCAUGGACGAUCGAGAUCCAUUCGUAGUCAGUCGAACCACGUAUUUUGGACCAUUCUUUAUCGUCGCGGGAGGAGACAAUGUGGCCAUCAAUUCGAAUACAGCGGCCAUCUGGAGCUCGUUAUUGGGCAACAAUCAAUUGACUGAUGCUGAGAUGAGGAAUUUGAGAGGAACAUUCAAUGAGGCCCUAGUUAAUCUACAUCGAGACUCGUUACGUGUGAUAUCUGAUCCACCAUCCUCAACACCUUCACCAAACACAAAACACAAGAUAUCAUUUGAAUUCGACGCCGCAGUACCAUGUCAGAUACGAAUAUACCAGUCAUGCAAAGAGGUCGCUGUUAUCGGUCCAUCCGGAUCUCGAUCCACGAUAUACAAGACAUCAUCAGGUGGAAUAGCUGCUCCAAUAAUUUUAGGUUCCUUCCCUGUGGGACUGAAUCAGACGUGCACGUCAUCAGCAUUACUAGAUGCUAGCUCCCUGAUUGAUGAUGGUAUAGAUGAGGUUGUCGAACGGAUACCACAAGUUGUUAUAUCUGAUGGUGCUUCGUCCGUACAUGCUGAAAGUGCGAAUCGGGGAAAGAGGUUUCCAUUGAUUAUUGUUAUUGAGGGCGCUAAUGCCAUACAGCAUGCUGAGCCUGAGAUAUUGCCCUGCGCUACGCAGUCUACGUUUGUAUCGCUGGCUACGAACGAGCAUGGGAUGGUUGCUAGAGUUGCAAAGCAAAAAAUAAUGAUUGAAGGAAUCUCGUAUCUUGUGCAAGAAGUAUUCGGGUUUACGGACAGCCAAACAGCAUCACCAACCGAUAACCCAACAGCCGAACAAACUGCUGAAGACAACUCGACUCGGGAAUGUGUAGUGUGCUUAUCAGAGCUCAAGAAUACUGUAGUGCUCCCGUGCCGUCACCUGUGUUUAUGUACGACUUGUGCUAACGUCCUCAGGACUUCUGGAAGAUCGACUGCUAUACCGGCUUCAUAUUCUUCGAGAGCUGGACCGCCAAAGUGUCCUAUAUGCAGACAGCCAUUCUACGCCUUGUUACAACUGAAUUUGCCAGAUGAAGACGAAGCAGAAGAUGAAGUUGUGGUUGAAGCAGAUCGACGCAGAAGACCAUCGAUAUCUGAUAGUGUCAGAUCGACGGUCAAGCAAGCACUCGAUGCAGGAUAUGAAUGCACCGUACUAGUCAGAACUCCUUCAAAACUAUCAAAAUUUUCUGAAAAUGAAGCAUUCAAGGACAAGCUCAAGGUCGUUCAAGGCAAUGUGUUCAACGAAUCUGACGUCGAAAGGGCCAUGGAUGGUGGAAAAGUAGUAGUUGUCAAUCUUGGUGCAGACAAGGCAUGGUAUCCUGAAUCGGAUCCACAAAAGUAUGUGAGAUCAAAAGGAACUGCAAAUAUUAUCUCUGCUAUGAAGAAGGCUGGUAUCACCAAAGUGUUUCUGGUUUCUGCGAUUGGAUGUGGACCUUCCUCAACUGGAUAUGAUCGACUCUCCAAAGUCGCGAUGGUCCUUAUGAUGAAUCAGCUCAAAGGAGAACACGAAUUACAGGAAGAAAUGUUGAUAAAGUCCGAUUUGGAUUACAUUAUCAUCAAACCUCCAUGGCUGAAAGAUGGUGCUCCUACUGGAAAAUACAAAGUUGGAGAAGGGAUUGGUGGAAUAUCGGUUGAUCGAGAGGAUAUCGCAAAGUUUAUUGCUGAUACGCUGAAUGUGGAUACCUACAAUAAGAGGAGGGUGAACAUUCAGGCAGGUUGA
Synchytrium microbalum is the source of this 1806-nucleotide messenger RNA. RefSeq lists its product as uncharacterized. Bases 1 to 1806 code for a protein of 601 amino acids. The record is from RefSeq and is a predicted model, not a curated record. The transcript has 9 exons. NCBI's taxonomy places the organism in Eukaryota, Fungi, Chytridiomycota, Chytridiomycetes, Synchytriales, Synchytriaceae. Gene Ontology annotation, cellular component: cytoplasm. Gene Ontology annotation, molecular function: ubiquitin protein ligase activity. Gene Ontology annotation, biological process: protein ubiquitination.